Penicillium odoratum is the source of this 2112-nucleotide messenger RNA. RefSeq names its product putative DNA helicase. The record is from RefSeq and is a predicted model, not a curated record. Gene Ontology annotation, molecular function: 5'-3' DNA helicase activity; RNA binding; ATP hydrolysis activity. NCBI's taxonomy places the organism in Eukaryota, Fungi, Ascomycota, Eurotiomycetes, Eurotiales, Aspergillaceae. The coding region runs from base 1 to 2112 and encodes 703 amino acids. The transcript has 5 exons.
AUGGCCCCCGACCCAAUCUCCAUCCCCCUCUUCGCUGAAACCCAGCUUCAGCUCCUACUCCAAGAACACGAAGCCGAAGUGUCCUCCUCCUCCCUCGCAUCAACCGCCGCAUCAGUUUCCCCUGCAACAAGAAGAACCCUCCAAGCAACCGGAAACGCGCUCACAGGCCUAAUUCUCUCACAAUGCCGGACCGGUCUUGGAGGUCGCGUGGUGGGUGAAUUCGCUCCCGACCCGGCCAUCGCGUCGACCGAGUCUACGGACGGACAGCCUCGGCUUGGAUCGCAUGGGAUUCGAGUUGGAGAUGUUGUUCGUGUGAAUGACGUAUCUGCUGGGGUGAAGAAAGUGGGCAAGGAUAAAGGCAAAGAUGGGGAAGCGAAGGGACCUGAAGGUGUUGUUACGCGGGUCAGCGACAAGGCCAUUUGGAUUGCAUUUGGGCAGCAAGGGGGUGGGACGCGGUCUAAGGAGGAUGAUGAGGCGAUUGAGGAGCUAUGGAGCAAGAAGUUAUGGGUGAUCAAGCUUGCCAACGAUGUCACGUAUAGACGAAUGAGGCAGACGAUGGAGAAGAUGACCAAGAUGACGGAGGGUGAUUAUACCCAUUUCAUGCGUGUGGCUUUUGGCCAGACGACUCCUUUACAGCCGGAUGAUGCAGAGUCUGUUGAGUUUCUUGAUCCGACACUCAAUGACUCCCAGAAGGAUGCCAUUCGAUUUGCGCUGGGAUCCAAGGAUAUCGCGCUUAUUCAUGGGCCACCUGGUACGGGAAAGACACAUACCUUGAUCGAGCUGAUCAUGCAGUUCGUGCAACGCAAAAAGCGCAUCCUCGUUUGCGGCCCGUCGAACAUUUCUGUGGAUAACAUUGUGGAGCGAUUAGCUCCGAAAAAGAUUCCUGUGGUUCGCAUCGGACAUCCCGCUCGUCUUCUUCCCUCUGUCCUGGAACAUUCUCUUGAAGUCCUGACACAGACAUCUGAUGCAGCCAGUAUCGUGAAAGACGUGCGCAAGGAGAUGGAUGAGAAACAAGCCAGCAUUCGCAAGACCAAGAGUGGUCGAGAAAGAAGAGUGAUAUAUGAUGAUCUGAAACAUCUGCGGAAGGAGUUCCGAGAGCGCGAAUCCAAAUGCGUUGAUAAUCUGGUUCGCGAGAGUAGUGUUGUGCUAGCAACCCUUCAUGGCGCUGGUGGUCACCAACUCAAAAAUCAGAAAUUCGAUAUCGUGAUCAUCGACGAGGCCAGUCAAGCGCUGGAGGCACAAUGUUGGAUCUCGCUAUUAUCAGCUCAAAAAGUGGUACUCGCGGGUGAUCAUUUACAGCUGCCACCCACGGUCAAAUCAACAAAUCACAAGUCCAAGGACACGCCCACGAAGGAGGUACCAGAGGAUAAGGAAAUAUUGAAGGGCUUUUCACUGGAGCGCACAUUAUUCGAUCGAUUGUUAGCGUUACACGGUCCCGGUAUCAAACGCAUGCUGACAACACAGUAUCGCAUGCAUGAGAAGAUCAUGCGAUUCCCGUCAGACGAGCUAUAUGAGGCCAAGCUGAUGGCCGCUGAUUCCGUGAAAGCUCGUCUGUUAGUCGACUUACCAUAUGAAGUGCGCGGCACCGACGAUACCCAAGAGCCCCUCAUCUUCUGGGACACACAAGGAGGCGAUUUCCCCGAAAAGACCGAAGACGCCGAGAUCAGCAAAAGGGACACGCUUCUAGGGGAAAGCAAAUGCAACGAGAUGGAGGCCUUGGUCGUUGCCAGGCAUGUUGAUAACCUGGUGGAUGCAGGUGUCAGACCUGAGGCGAUCGCUGUUAUCACACCUUACAAUGGACAACGGGCACUCCUGUCUCAGAUGCUGCGUGAGAAAUACCCCGGGCUGGAACUGGGCAGCGUGGAUGGAUUCCAAGGACGCGAAAAAGAGGCUGUUGUUGUGAGUCUUGUACGCAGCAAUGAGGAGCAUGAGGUUGGAUUCCUCGGUGAGAAGCGACGUCUUAAUGUUGCCAUGACUCGACCAAAGCGACAUCUUUGUAUUUGUGGAGACUCUGACACUAUUAGUCGAGGAAGCAACUUCUUGAAACACUGGAUGGAUUACUUGGAGGAGCACGCUGACCUACGAUAUCCCGAUGCCGGAGAUUUACUUUAA